Messenger RNA from Ochotona princeps (American pika), 1026 nucleotides. Its product is annotated as putative olfactory receptor 56B2. The transcript is spliced from 2 exons. Gene Ontology annotation, molecular function: olfactory receptor activity; G protein-coupled receptor activity. Gene Ontology annotation, biological process: G protein-coupled receptor signaling pathway. Gene Ontology annotation, cellular component: membrane. Bases 1 to 1026 code for a protein of 341 amino acids. The record is from RefSeq and is a predicted model, not a curated record. NCBI's taxonomy places the organism in Eukaryota, Metazoa, Chordata, Mammalia, Lagomorpha, Ochotonidae.
AUGGUCCAGGAUCUUAGAGUUUCCAACAGCUCUACAUUCCAGGUCUCAGAGUUCAUCCUGAUGGGCUUCCCAGGCAUUCACAGCUGGCAGCACUGGCUCUCCCUGCCCCUGACCCUGCUCUACCUCCUAGCUCUCAGUGCCAACACUGUCAUCCUGAUCGUCAUCAACAAGGAGGCAGCACUGCGCCAGCCCAUGUACCAUUUCCUGGGCAUCCUAGCAGUGGUGGACAUGGGCCUGGCUACCACCAUCAUGCCUAAGAUUUUGGCCAUCCUCUGGUUUGAUGCCAAGGCCAUCAGUCUCCCUGAGUGCUUUGCUCAGAUGUAUGCCAUCCACUGUUUUGUGGCUAUGGAGUCAGGCAUUUUUGUAUGCAUGGCUAUAGACAGAUACGUAGCUGUUUGCCAACCUCUACGGUACUCAUCAAUAAUUACUGAUUCUUUUGUCAUCAAAGUCAACUUGCUCAUGGCUCUCAGAAACUUUCUUUCACCCAUCUCAGUGCCUGUACUUGCUGCUCAGAGACACUACUGCUCUCAGGACCACAUUGAUCACUGUCUGUGUUCUAACCUUGGUGUUACUAGCCUAGCCUGUGAUGACACGAAAAUCAACAGUAUCAACCAGAUAUUUCUGGCAUGGACACUUAUGGGAAGUGACCUGGGCUUGAUUAUUUUAUCAUAUGCCUUGAUUCUUCACUCUGUGCUGAAGCUGAAGUCAGUAGAAGCUGCAUCUAAGGCCAUGAGUACCUGCACAUCCCAUCUCAUCUUGAUCUUUUUCUUUUACACUGUCAUUAUUGUGAUUUCUAUUACUCAUGCUGGAGGAAUGAAAUUUCCCCUAGUCCCAGUUCUACUUAAUGUUCUGCAUAAUGUCAUUCCUCCUGCCCUCAAUCCAAUGGUUUAUGCACUCAAGAAUAAAGAGCUCAAGCAGGGCAUUAUAAAAUGUUUAGGUGAAAAAUUGAUGGAAACAAAAGAAAUAUACUUCACUGCCAAAAAGCAGCAACACAUUGGUUCUGGUAUCAAACAGACUUCAUCCUAA